CUAUGCCGAUAUAUCUGUGCAAAUGGCACACAAAUAUACACCAAAAGGAGUUCAUGUAAAAAUAAGGAAUCUCACACAAAUAUAUAGAGAAGAAAAGAAAAAAUUUGGGUCCUCGGGGGAACCAAUGUCAUCUGAACCGGUGUGUACGCCAGUAAUGACAUUGACGAAUUCGUUAUCAGUGCCGCCAUUGAGUAGCUCCAUAUCAGCAGCGAGUACACCUAAAAAGAGAAAUCACAUGGACGAACUAAUAAAAGUGGCAAAAGAACAAAACGAAUUGCUGGAGAAAGUGGUGGAGGACGGGAAAAUACUGACUGAGAGAGUGGUUAAUGCAAUAGAACAAAGUACUAAUACCAAAGAGUUUAUAGGUAUUAUGAAAAAUAUUUUAGAAAAAAUGUAAUUAUAAAUGUAUAUAAUGUAAUACUAAUAAAAAUGAAACCACAAGCUAGCGGCAGAAAAAUAUAUAUAUAUAUUUUUUUCGUGACCUCCUUUAUCCGUACAUACCCAUUUUAACUCCGAAAUCAAGGGUAUGACACUCUAACAUUUACCCAAAAAAAUUCUUCCAACAUUUUUCAAGCUAUAUUUGAGUACAUGAAGUACUCUUUUUUGCAGUACAAAAAAAUAGCCCUGGUCGAACCAACACCCCGUGACUGAAGUACUUUCGCGUGGUACUUCUUCCUCUGUACUUUGCAUUUUAUUUAGUAAAGCACACUUCCGAUUUCUUUGGCGCCGUGAUCUGAAGGUACCGUUGGAAAGAGAAAGUCCUCCUAAUUAAAAAAUAUACAGGUUUAUAAGUACCGCAUGCGCUUAGUUUAUGAGAUAUUCGUCUUUAAAGUUUUAAAAUUCUCAAAAUUCGAACACUUCAACUACAUUUUACGCACU
This is a messenger RNA of Bactrocera dorsalis (oriental fruit fly), 879 nucleotides long. RefSeq lists its product as uncharacterized. The transcript has 3 exons. NCBI's taxonomy places the organism in Eukaryota, Metazoa, Arthropoda, Insecta, Diptera, Tephritidae. The record is from RefSeq and is a predicted model, not a curated record. Bases 23 to 397 code for a protein of 124 amino acids.